CUGGUCUUUUUGCAAACUUAUGAUUACUUCUUCUUCACAAUCGUCCAAUCAACCUGGUAAUCUCUUCUCCCUUACAAUCAACAUAAAUUCUUUCCUCUUUUUAUAGCUACAGAUUUUGAUUUCAUUAUCCCUCCAACACUUGUUCAAAAGAUUCGUUGCGUUGAAGCCAAUAGAUUGCUUGUUGAGGUUCAUUAGCCUACACGAUUCAUCCAUUGAUGUUCGCUUUAUUUCUAAACCCAGUCUUUUGAAUCUUCUUGUUCCUCAAUGAAUGCGUGAUUCUUUUCAGCUGAUUUCUUGUUUUAUCGUUUCAACCAAACAAAGGAUCGACUUCUUCUCGUGGGUUCUUCAGCUGCUUUUCGUUGUUUUAAUUUAUUUAUUUUCUCACUCACUGUGUGUUCACGUUAUUAGCCUUGUAGGAUCGCCGAAUCUGAUAUCCAUCUGACAACCCUAAUCAAAGAUGGAAACCAAGCUGCAUUCUGAUGCUCAUGAAGAUACAGAACAUUAUCCAAAUGAGGGUUCAAAUGUCAAGAUAGAUGAAAAUGGCAGGCGUCCAGGGGCUAUAUCGUAUAUUUACAGACAAGAUGUUGUACGAAGCAAAUCUGAGGGGAAGACUGGGAUAGUGACUGAAGUUGCGGGUGAUUCUGACUCGGAUAGCAGCAGUGACGACGAAGAUGAGGAGAAUGAAGACACUGAACUGACUAGUGUCAAUGAGGAUGGUACCAAAGAUUUUCAUGGAAAUGUCACUGAGAAUACCGAUAAUGAUGAUGAUGAGAGCAGUCCACUUCCAGCUGACCAUGUUAGAGUACUUUGGAUGGAUGAAUCUGAGACGACCCAAAGUCUUAAUGAUGUGACAGUUAUUGACCGAGGUUUUUUGCAUGGAGAUUAUGUUGCUUCUGCUUCUGAUGCAACUGGACAAGUGGGUGUUGUGGUUGAUGUCAACAUAUAUGUUGAUCUAUCAACUAUUGAUGGAUCUGUCGUAAAUAACAUCUCAUCAAAAGACUUGAGGCGGGUGAGGGAUUUUCAAGUUGGUGAUUAUGUAGUCCUUGGCCCAUGGCUGGGUAGAAUUGAUGAUGUACUUGAUAAUGUGACAGUCAUGUUUGAUGAUGGUUCUGUUUGUAGAGUAAUGAAAGCCGACCCACUGCGUCUAAAACCCGUUGGGAAGAAUCCCCUUGAAGAUGCACAUUAUCCAUAUUAUCCUGGUCAGAGAGUAAAGGCAAGCUCUUCAUCUGUUUUUAAGAAUUCUAGAUGGCUAUCUGGGUUGUGGAAGGCUUCACGAUUGGAAGGAACCGUAACAAAUGUUACGGCUGGGUCAGCAUUUGUAUAUUGGAUAGCAUCUGCAGGUUAUGGGCCAGACUCUUCAAUAACACCGUCUGAGGAGCAGAAUCCAAAAAACUUAAAGUUGUUGGCUUGUUUUGCACAUGCAAAUUGGCAACUCGGUGAUUGGUGUCUUCUUCCAUCACCCAAGCCCUCGUCUAUGAUUCCUCAUGGCAAGACUUCAUCGGAGUUGGAACUUCAGGACUCCAUAAAAGCUGGCUUACGUACUCAAGAGAAGUCUGAGAGUGAUUCAGAAGUGGUUCCUGGGGAGGAAUCCACCAGGAAAUCUGACCCCAUGGAUGUUUAUCCAAAUAUUGCACCUGCUGUAGACAUUGGAAAAAAUGAUCACAAUCCAUCUAUUGAAUCUAGUUCAUGCACUAGCUCAUUGCCUGCUUUGAAAGGUCCAGCCCAUGAAAAUUGGCCUCUACAUCGUAAAAAGGUCCGUAAAGUUUUGGUUAAGAGAGAUAAAAGGUCUCGGAGAAAAGAGGAACAUUUUGAAAAAGCCCUUCAAAUUAUUAAUACAAAAACAAGAGUUGAUGUAGCUUGGCAGGAUGGAACGAUAGGACGUGGAUUGGAUUCAAUCUCUUUGAUACCAAUUGAAAACCCUGGAGAUCAUGAAUUUGUCUCCGAACAGUAUGUGGUAGAAAAGCCCACUGAUGGUAAUGAUGACACUAGUGAUAUUAGUCGUGUGGGAGUUGUGAAAAGUGUAAAUGCAAAAGAGAGGACAGCUUGUGUGAGGUGGUUAAAGUCAGUUGCCAAAGCGGAAGAUCCUAAGGAAUUCGAUAAGGAGGAAGUUGUCAGUGUUUAUGAGCUUGAAGGGCACCAGGACUAUGAUUAUUGUUACGGGGAUGUUGUUGUUCGGUUACCAUCCACUUCUGUAGCGCCUCAGACAGCUGCUGAUGCUAGCAAUACUGAGAAUGUGGCAGAGUUGACUGAUGGGAACAAGGUUAAAGAAGAUUCAACAAAGCAUGCAGGGUGUGGGAAAUCAGGAGAUGCAUCCAGUGUUGAAGCUUGCACGAACUUUUCAGACCUCUCUUGGGUUGGAAAUAUUACAGGACUCAGAAAUGGUGAUAUUGAAGUUGCUUGGGCUGAUGGGAUGAUAUCAAUGGUUGGUCCACAAGCAAUAUAUGUUGUUGGUCGUGAUGAUGACGAUGAGUCAGUUGCUGGUGGAAGUGAAGUAAGUGAUGAUGCAGCUAGCUGGGAAACAGUGGAGGAUACUGAAAUGGAGAACCUUCACAAGGCACUAGAGGAUCUUCGGAUACAAAAUGGGUCUGACAUCAGUCUUGAUGCAGCGGAGCAUACAGUUGAAAAUAUCCAAACAAAUGGUGCACUUUCUAUACCCCUGGCCGCCCUGGGAUUUAUGACAAGACUGGCCAGUGGAAUUUUUUCUAGGGGUCAAAGAAAUACAGAUAAUUCAAGCAUAAAUUCUGGAGGUGACAAUGAAGUAUUGCCAAGGUCGGAUAGUUGGUCAGAGAACAAAGAUUCUAUUGAUGUGUCUAGCUCCCGCAAAUCCAGCUGCACUGAUACUCUUGAAAGACCAGCUUCUGAUAGAGGAGAGCAGCAUGCUGUUGAGGUACCAAGCUUAUUAGAUGCACCAGAAGAACUUUGCAAUGUGAAUUCUGGUAAAGUAGAUGACUCCCCAAGAUUCAAAGUUGGCAAUUCCAGCUUUAAAGGAUUUGACAUUGUUAAAGAUCCUCUUGACCAUUAUUUUCUUGGUGGCGACAGACAGGACAUUUCUUUCCGGACUCCACUUGACGUAUUGUUGAAUUUGUAUACGCCCUUCAGGUGUAGUUCCUUAGGAUCAUGCAUGAACGGACCAACCGCACUCACAACAACCAGUCUUGUACAUGCUAAGUAGAUUAGUUUCUAACUAGUCUUUGAUAGGUUCCUUUGUCUAUGCUGAAUCUUCUAGUGCAUCGAACAACCUGUAAUUGAACUCAAUCAGUGUGGCUAUAGGUUUACAUCCUAGCUUUUUUUUUUUUCCUUUAAUAAAUCCAAUGCAUACUUUUAUCUUCAAAUAGAGAUCUCCUUCCUUGAAUGUGCAACUUCAAUACCUGGAAACCUGCACACCAUCCUUAUUUCACAUUCAAAGCCAGGUGGGACUUUUAUGUGUAUAUACUCUUCUAAUUCCUCAUGAAGGAAGCCAUUUUUAACAUCAAGUGCUGUAAGAUCCAAUUCAAGGAAAACAGUUUUUGAUAAGUUUAAAUGCUUUAAGAUAAUCAAUGGCACAAGUUUGGGUGUAUUAUUUGGCAACUAGACUUGCCUUGUACCUUUCAGCAGAUACUCAAACUUGUACUUCACUGUAAACACCCAGCAUACCCAACUAGAUUUUUCUCUAUUGGCAAUUUCAACAAAUCACAAGUUCUGUUCUUCUCCAACGCCUCCAUCAUAUCAUUGCAUUUCUCCAUUCAAUAGGUUUUAUAAUUCUUGGACAGGUUUGCAUGGCAUGAACCAGGUAUAAUGGCUGUUGACUGCAGGUUCUAGUUCCUUUCCUAAGAGCAAAUAGGCCUAGGUCAUUUUGUGUACAGGUUCGACUUCCACCUGUGGAUUGAGAUCAGAUGAUGGUGUAAUGGCUAUUGUUGAUUCCACAACUGGUUGGGGAGUUUAUAUGGCAGCUCGUUCAGUGGACUGAACAUCCAUAGGUUGAGAGAUUGACCUGUUGCUUCUAGACUAUACCCGUAGUUGUUGAGACUUAUUUUGAGCUUUCUGAGGUCCUAAGAUUAGUGAUUCAUUGGGUUAGAUGGAUCAUCACUUGUGGCCCAGGUGUAGGUUUAAUAGAGAUAUGGACGAGGAGCCCCCUGUUCUAUCUCAGUCGCAUUCUCCCUUGGAGAUAGGAUUGAGUAAAUAAGGACCCAUUUAUCAGAUGUAACAUUGCUAUGUCUUGAGGACGGAAGCAUUUGUAUCCCUUGUAUGUGGAUGAAUAGCCAACAAAGACACACGGGAGGGCAUAUGGAUCAGGUUUCCGUUUCGUAUUGAGAGAUAUAGGCGAUGCUUCUGAAAACUCAUGGGAUGAGAUCGUUUGAAUGACCAAGGCUUGGAUAAAAUUGAUUAAGAUGAUGUCUUGAAAUCAAACCUCAGUUGGAAGCCUGUUACAUAGAUAGGUAGAUACUAGGAUGGAUUUGCCCCAAUAACUUUUACGAACAUUUUAAUGGAAGAGUAAUACUCGGGUGAUGUUCAAAAGAUGACCAUUCUUUUGUUUUGCAACUCCUUUUCUUUGAGGGGUAUUGUGACAUACGAGGAUUCAUGGAUUUAUUUCUUUUUUCAUGAAAUAAAUUGGAGUGCCUUUGCUUGAAAUACCCCUUAGCAUUACCAGAACGAAAUUUGUUUCCAUAAAGUGUUUUAGGGUUACCACAUCGUUCACACAGUGCAUCUGAAUGCACUGAUAAAUUGAUAAUGAUCCAGCUGCUAGGUUUGACUAUUCUGUUAGAGAUUGCACUCCUUUGCUCGGUUGUGGAAAUCUGUUUUUUGGUAGAUCAAGCAGCAUCAUUGACCUUAGGAUCCUCUUUGACUGGUCCUGUCCAUGGCAAAUGGCUCAAUUUUCCUUUUCCCUUCAGAAACGUGUGAACUAGUUAAGAUCACUUUCUGUAGUUCUUUCCAUUCAGGCGAAGCCUGGAUGUUGGAUAAUCCAGUCGAAGUAGCAGCAACAUUUUCACAGGAAGGAGUAAUAGGUUGAUUUCAAACAUGAUUUAUGGGAUGUACUAGUUCUAGAGUAGAAAGUGAUGAACAGUGACAGUAAUUUGUCUGGAAGGACGAUAAAUGUGCAGGGAAAGAAAUAAGUUUUUUUUUUGAAGUAUAUAAUAUUUAUAUACGGUAAAUGCAACAAAUAA
Messenger RNA from Cynara cardunculus var. scolymus (artichoke), 5141 nucleotides. Its product is annotated as probable ubiquitin-conjugating enzyme E2 23. The transcript is spliced from 5 exons. Bases 458 to 3172 code for a protein of 904 amino acids. NCBI's taxonomy places the organism in Eukaryota, Viridiplantae, Streptophyta, Magnoliopsida, Asterales, Asteraceae. The record is from RefSeq and is a predicted model, not a curated record.